AGUAACAUUCUAAACGUUAUAGAGUGUAGUGGUGAUAAACUCUCAGUGAAAUUUUGAUAUCGUAAGUGAUUUUCAGUGGUUGAAACAUGCAUUCUAUGAAUGAUCCUGCUUCGGUACUCUCAGGCAUGAUGUCUUUUGAAUCUAUUAGUUUAUACGAGCAGCCAAGACCGAAGUUCCUUUUUAAAAUGCCGCGAGUGGUUCCAGACCAGAAAGCCAAAUUUGAAUCUGAUGAGCUGUUUAGAAGAUUGAGCAGAGAGAGUGAGGUGCGAUAUACAGGCUAUCGAGAUCGACCACAAGAAGAACGAAUGGUUCGUUUUCAAAACGCCUGCAGGGAAGGUCACACCGAAAUUGCAUUUGCAGCUACCGGUACCAACCUACAAUUAGUUUUUGCACCACCUACCUCGGGAUAUAUGCCGGAGAAGGAAAUCGAUUUUGAUAAAGAACCGGGCAAGGUGCAUAUCAAAUCCAGUUUCAUUAUGAAUGGCGUCUGCGUCAGGUGGCGCGGUUGGAUAGACACUGAGCGCCUGGAUGGCGUCGGCUGUUUGGAGUUUCAUGAAGAGAGAGCUGCACAAGAAGAUGCAAUUCUAAGGGAGCAAAUAGAAAGAUACAAUCAGAGACUCAGAGAAUUCGAAGAUAAACAGAGGGGCUACAGACCAGACCGACCCGAACAGGAUCUUGAGUUACGGAUGUCCAACAACAUUCAUGGUCAUCAUGUACACCAUGGCGUAGCAGCUCGGUGCCAUGGACCACCAAGGAACGAAAGGAGGAUGACAUAAUUUUAAGGAGGAUAAUUUAGCUGACUAUAUGUAUCUUAUUCAAUGAAAAGUCGAUGUAUUCACAAUAAUAUUAUAAUAAAACAAAUAUUUAUCA
This is a messenger RNA of Diorhabda sublineata, 870 nucleotides long. Its product is annotated as protein big brother-like. Bases 87 to 776 code for a protein of 229 amino acids. Gene Ontology annotation, biological process: regulation of transcription by RNA polymerase II. Lineage: Eukaryota; Metazoa; Arthropoda; Insecta; Coleoptera; Chrysomelidae. Gene Ontology annotation, cellular component: core-binding factor complex; nucleus. The record is from RefSeq and is a predicted model, not a curated record. Gene Ontology annotation, molecular function: sequence-specific DNA binding; transcription coactivator activity. The transcript has 5 exons.